This is a messenger RNA of Lycium barbarum (goji berry), 948 nucleotides long. RefSeq lists its product as uncharacterized. The record is from RefSeq and is a predicted model, not a curated record. The transcript has 3 exons. Bases 1 to 948 code for a protein of 315 amino acids. NCBI's taxonomy places the organism in Eukaryota, Viridiplantae, Streptophyta, Magnoliopsida, Solanales, Solanaceae.
AUGGAGGAGAGGGCAGAUAAGGGGUCCAUCCAGCUAUUACUUGAGGCUUUCAAUCAUUUCUCAAGAGUAUCUGGAUUGCAAGCCAACCUCAAGAAAAGUUCCUUUUAUGUGGCUGGGGUACCAGAGGAAUUCAAAAGGCAGAUUCUUCAGCAAAUGCAGUUUACUAUGGGGGAGAUACCAUUUAAGUACCUUGGAGUACCUUUGAGCUCAAGAAAGUUGAAUAUCCAACAGUGUUUACCUCUUGUUGAGAAGAUAGUGACAAGGAUCAGAUGUUGGUCCUCUAAAUGGCUUUCUUAUAGUGGUAGAUUGCAACUUAUAAAAAGUGUACUCUACGAAAUGCAAACAUAUUGGGGUCAGGUAUUUCUCUUGCCACAGAAGAUUGUGAAAAUGGUGAAUACAGUCCGUAGAAUUUUUCUAUGGACAGGCAGUGCUGAAACCUCAAAGAAAGCCUUAGUGGCAUGGGAUACAAUGUGUUUACCAAAGGCUGCAGGGGAACUGAAUAUAAUAGAUUUUGCUAAAUGGAACAAAGCAGCUAUAUGCAAGCUACUAUGGGCACUGUCUCACAAGAAGGACACUCUAUGGGUACAAUGGACACAUUUUUCCAAUUUCAUCUGGUCAACAAUUUUGCAAUGGCUGGGCAUUACAAGACAGGUUACAAAUUGGGCAGACGAAGUGAAGUGGAUGGCUCAACAUGUGCAUAAUGGAAGGCUAAGAGCAAGUAUACUAGGAUUUCUUAGUGCAACAGUUAUAUAUCACAUAUGGCAAGAAAGGAAUGCUAGAAGGUUUCAAGAAAAGGAGAAGCAGCCUGUGCAAAUCAUCAGGGACAUCAUCUUGCAGCUGCAUAUCAGAGGGCAGGGAAAUUGUAAAUGGAGUAGGCUUUUAGAUAGGCUUAAUCAGUAUCCUGAUAGGCUUCUUUUGUAUCUCAGUAAUCAUGUCAUGAAUGCCUAG